Molecule: messenger RNA, 762 nt
Organism: Dracunculus medinensis (Guinea worm)
Lineage: Eukaryota; Metazoa; Nematoda; Chromadorea; Rhabditida; Dracunculidae
Source: the annotation of a GenBank genome assembly
AUGUUAUCAUUAUCAUCACGUAUACAGUCUUCAGCGGCAAGUCCUUCGUUUUGCUUUUGUCGAUUUUUUUCAGUGGAAACGAAUAUAGAAGAUUACUAUUCGGUACUUGGUGUUGAUCGAACAGCCUCAGCAAAUUCUAUUAAAUCGGCAUUUUAUGAAUUAUCCAAGAAGUAUCAUCCCGACAGGCAAAUUGAUCCUGAUAAUAAGCAAUCAUCAGCGGAAAAAUUUCGUAAAGUUGUUAUUGCUUAUGAAAUACUUGGGUCAGUUGAGAAAAGAAAGGCAUAUGAUAAUGAAAUAUUAAGACAGCAAUUAACAGGAACAUGUCCGGAUAAGAACCCGAAAUCACUCCGUUUUGAUUCUAUAUUCGACAAAUAUCAAGCAAAGACGCGAAGAUACACGGACCUCGAUAUCGAUUAUAAAACAUUCGAACAGUUCCAACGCAACACAAGGCUGCGUCGACGUAGUACUGCUUCCAACAAUCAUUCGGAAAUGCCUUAUGAAUUUUAUGCAGAUUUUGGACAACGCAAAUUCUCAUCGAUUUAUAUGGACAGUGCAGCUGCACGACGUUUGAAACAAGAAGCAGCCAUUGAAAAAGAAAUGGAAGAAUUAAAGAAAAAGCAGCGUUUUCGAACGCCAACAUUUGCGGAAUUAAGUAAACAACGAGAAAAAAAAGCAGCCGAAGAAAUGAAAGCUAAUAUUAUUGCGGCAGCUAUCGCUACAACUUGUACCGUCGCAUUGUUAAUUAUUCGACUUCUCAGGUGA